AUGGCAAGUUUAUGUCCUGAAUGUAGAAUAAAAGAAGUUUAUAUUGAAAAUGGAUAUCCUACUGAAUUUUGUUCUCAUCAAUGUCGAAAAGCUGCAGUAGACAGAGGUCAUGUUGAAGCUUGUAUUGUAUGUCGUAUAUAUCCAAGAGUUAAGCUACCAACUGGCAAUAGGUCACCUUAUUGUGGAAAAAAUUGUCAAGCUAAAGCGUCAUAUGGAUCGGGGGCACAGCCAGCACGGUAUAUGAAUCCUAAUGUAGGACCACAGAUUCAACCAGUACUCCGACCAGUACUUGUAUCUUCUCCCGUAUCUACCAUGCAACCUGGCCAACUUAUAAGUGUGCCUCCUCCUAUAAAUGUACCUCCGUCUAUAAAUGUGCCGCCGCCACUUCCAAUUAGACAACCAGUUACCACAGUUAACCGGCCGUUUCCAGUGAAUCAAGGACAAUAUAUGACUCCCAUGUGUGUCCAGUGUAAAGUAAAACCUCGUUGGAGAAAUCAAAAUACUGGACAGCUUUCGCCUUACUGUGGGAAUACUUGUAAAGAAAAGGCCACAGGAGUUAGAAGGGCACCACAAAACUAUAAUUCAUUCCAAACGUCAAUUGCAUCUAAUGGUGUUCCAACACAAAUGGGUAUUCAACAGCAACAGGUCACACCAUUAAAUCUUUAUCAAACCGCACAAUUAGGUCCAGGUGUCCAGCCACAAUCCAUGAAUAUCCAUCAGGCACCAUUACAAAAUACACGAUUUAGCGUUCAUCAGCAACACGCGCCAGUUCCAGGUAUUCAGCAACAGACCACUCCUGUAAGUGUUCAACAACAGACUGCGGCCCUUAAUAUUCAACCACGGCAUUCGUCAUUAAAUGUUCAGCGAUCAAGUCCAGCAAAUGUUCAUCAUCGGACGAAUUCAGCAAAUAUUCGUCAACGACCAAUUUCGCAACAUAGUACACAAUCAAAUGGUCGUAAUCGAACGCGAAAUUCAUACCAAGAUGAAUCGUACCAAGAUGAAGAAUACCAAUAUGAAGAGUACCAAGAUGAAGAGUAUCAAGACGAAGAGUUUCAAGAUGAAGAGUAUCAAGACGAAGAGUUCGAUGAAGAGUAUGAAGAUUCGUUAAUGAAUGGUCGGCCUAUUCGUUCACCGCCGAAUCAUCAACGGCCGAAUCCGCGACCGAAUCCACGACCAAACCCACGACCGAAUCCGCGACCGAAUCCACGACCAAAUCCACGAUCAAAUAAUCAGAGACCAACUAGCGUUCGUUCUCGAAGUUCGCAAACAUCAGUUUCUUCUCAAGGUUCACAAAGAUCUGUUACUCGGGCGACAGACCCGGUUGACGACGAACAGUCACCACCAUCGCCUCCUUUAAGGACAAAGCCACCACCAACACAAACACAAGCACAAACCCGACGAGUAUUACCUGAUUUGCCGCAGCAGAAGAAGGGAGGAUAG
Messenger RNA from Cetraspora pellucida, 1440 nucleotides. The record is from the annotation of a GenBank genome assembly. Lineage: Eukaryota; Fungi; Glomeromycota; Glomeromycetes; Diversisporales; Gigasporaceae.